AUGGCAGCAUUCAUGAAUGUGCGUCGUAGAAAAGUUUACAAACAAGCGAGGAUAUACAACCAUAAUAUUUAUCGUAAAUUAUUUAGGUUUAACAGAGAAAAUGUAGAGUGGCUUGGAAACCAUUUUCUUGACGAUAAUGAGGAUCCUGUAGAAACAAGAUGUGGAGCCUUGUCACCUACUCGGAAAAUGGAGAUAUUUUUGAGAAGUUUAGGAGAUCCUGGAUUUCAGCAAGGAGUUGCUGUUGAUUUAGAUGUAAACCAAAGUACUGUAUCCAGAACCUUGAUUACUGUAUCUGGAGCAAUUUAUUCCAAGAGAAAUAACUGGAUAACAUUUCCUAAUACUAACGAUUUACUUGGAGUUGCUAUCAAUGAGUGGGCAAAUACCAAGUGA
This is a messenger RNA of Acanthoscelides obtectus, 390 nucleotides long. The record is from the annotation of a GenBank genome assembly. Lineage: Eukaryota; Metazoa; Arthropoda; Insecta; Coleoptera; Chrysomelidae.